UCGGAAUGUUAACCCAGUGGAUCUCCCUAGUCUCCAGCGUCAUUCUAAUAUCUGCUGAAAGUAAUACCGAUCGGAUUUUUGAAGGUCACUCGGUGCCCAUUUCUGAGAUUCCAUGGCAGGCUUCUCUUCAUAGAAAUGGAAAACAUACUUGCGACGCUGUUAUUUACAAUGAUCGGAUUGUUAUUACGACGGCUCAUUGCAUUCCCACAGAUAAUAAUACUGAAAUAACAAUCCGAGCUGGCUCAUCCAUGAGUAACUCCGGUGGUCAGGUAGUCAAAGUUUCAAGAAUCGAAAUACACGAAGGAUUUGGACAGAGUUUGUCCAACGAUAUAGCCGUAAUCCGACUUCAGUCCCCUCUCCAAAUGGGUGUCAACGUUAAAUCCAUCCCACUGGCUAAUAGUUCUCCAAAACCUGAAUCUUUUGCCUCGGUUUCUGGAUGGGGACCUGUAGGAUGUCAUCAUGCAGAUUCUAGCUCUCUACUGCAGACCAAAGUGAACAUUGUGGAUAUGGAUAGCUGUCAGAAGAUCUAUGUCCAAGGGGGUUCUGGAGGACCUCUGGUAUCGGAUGGAAAACUUAUUGGCAUCGUUACAUUAGGAAAUGGUUGUGCUCAUCCGGACUAUCCUGCGAUUUAUAUUGAUGUGGCUCAGCUGAAGUCCUGGAUAUUGAAGGCUAUUCAACAGGUUUUAUGUCCAUGUUCAAAAAAGUAUAAUAAUAUAAAAAGGUUAACAAUGUUACAGGACUAUGGACUAUGGGGUGGGGAUAAGGAAUCGGUGGAUAGGGCGUAA
Messenger RNA from Drosophila suzukii, 785 nucleotides. NCBI's taxonomy places the organism in Eukaryota, Metazoa, Arthropoda, Insecta, Diptera, Drosophilidae. The record is from RefSeq and is a predicted model, not a curated record.